CUCUAUAUUCGUGCUAAAGCGUAUUUGUGAGUUAAAUCGUUAACUUACGGCACACGAAUCAUCAUAUUGAUAUUUCAAUACAUCAAUCCAACUUAAUUCUAAUUUAAAAAAAAAAAUUGUAAAGAACAAUGUCUACCAGCGAAUUAGCUAUUGUUUAUUCUGCUCUUAUCCUCGCUGACGAUGGGAUUGAUAUUACUGCUGAUAAAUUACAAGCUUUAACAAAGGCGGCUGGUAUUGAUGUUGAACCAGUUUGGGCAAAUUUAUUCGCCAAAGCUCUGGAAGGAAAAAGUGUUAAUGAUCUAUUAAUGAACGUCGGUAGUCCUGGUGCAGUUGCUCCAUCCGGUGGUGGUGCUGCUGUUGCAAGUGGCGGUGCUGCUGAAGAAAAGAAAGAAGAAGAAAAACCAGCUGCUGAAGAAAAGGAAGAAUCCGAUGAAGAUAUGGGAUUCGGUCUUUUCGAUUAAAAAUAUUAAAGUAUACAUAUUUCAAAAUUUAA
Messenger RNA from Rhizophagus irregularis DAOM 181602=DAOM 197198, 493 nucleotides. RefSeq names its product ribosomal protein P1. NCBI's taxonomy places the organism in Eukaryota, Fungi, Glomeromycota, Glomeromycetes, Glomerales, Glomeraceae. The record is from RefSeq and is a predicted model, not a curated record. Gene Ontology annotation, cellular component: cytosolic large ribosomal subunit; ribosome. Gene Ontology annotation, biological process: cytoplasmic translation; translational elongation. Gene Ontology annotation, molecular function: protein kinase activator activity; ribonucleoprotein complex binding; structural constituent of ribosome.